Molecule: messenger RNA, 792 nt
Organism: Miscanthus lutarioriparius
Lineage: Eukaryota; Viridiplantae; Streptophyta; Magnoliopsida; Poales; Poaceae
Source: the annotation of a GenBank genome assembly
AUGGCGGCCGCUAGCGGGAGCAGGCAAGAGAGGUGGAGCCUCGUCGGCGCGACGGCGCUGGUCACAGGCGGCAGCAAGGGGAUCGGGAACGGGGUCGUCGAAGAGCUGGCCGGGUUCGGCGCGAGGGUGCACACAUGCUCGCGGAACGCGGCAGAGCUUGAGGAGUCCCGGCGCCGGUGGGCGGAGAAGGGGCUCGUCGUCACCGUCUCCGUCUGCGACGUCUCCGUGCCGGCCGACCGGGAGAAGCUCAUGGACACGGUCAAGGCGACCUUCGACGGCAAGCUCGACAUCCUGGUGAACAACGCCGGGCAGGUGUUCUUCAAGCCCGCGGCGGAGUGCACUGCCGAGGACUACUCGCAUGUGAUGGCGACCAACUUGGAGUCAAGCUUCCAUCUGUGCCAGCUCGCGCACCCUCUGCUCGUCAGAGCGUCCGUCGCCGGUGGAGGAAGCGUCGUCCAUAUCUCCUCCAUCGCAAGCUACCUGGGUUACCCUGGGCUCGUGCUCUACUGCAUCUCCAAAGGAGGGAUGAACCAGCUCACAAGGAGCCUGGCUGCUGAGUGGGCCCCAGACAAGAUCCGUGUGAACUGCGUCGCACCAGGGAUGGUCAUGACUGACAUGGUUACAAACGUCCCGUUUAUCCUGGAGAAAGAAAGUUUGUCGCGUAUUCCGCUGCAGCGGAGCGGCGAGCCGGCGGAGAUCGCGUCGGUGGUGGCGUUUCUGUGUAUGCCGGCGGCGUCCUAUGUCACCGGCCAAGUCAUCUACGUCGACGGCGGCCGGACCAUAAGCGCCUGA